UUGGGCCAUGAAAAACUUUUCCACGCCAAAAUAAUCACUAUAAGUGUCACAAUUAAAAAAAAUUCUUAAAGUAAGGUGGCAUUUAUUAAAGUAUAAUAGUUGUGAGUGUUUUGCGAUUAAAAGUGCUUGCCCUGUAUGGUUGAUUUAUUGUAAUAUUUGGAAUCACGUGCCUUCGCAAAUGCUAUGUUUUGAUGCUGGAACAAAAUGGCGGAUAUUUCUCUAAUUCAUGAUGACUGUUUGGAUGAUUCAGAUGAAGGAUUCGAACAAGGAGACUGCGCCACCGGACCCGGAGAUGACCCCAACCUGCCGCCACUGGUGCGCGUGCAGAAAUACGCUCAAUCCAAUAACAUCUUCGAUAGGCAAAUGGUGGCCAGGAUCGUGCAGGACCUGUUCAGGACCGCCCCGGCCGACGUGCUUGCCCGGGACCUGCCCGAGAUCAUGAAGGUCCUCACCAGGAUAGGAGAUGACUUGAUGCUCCGUGCCGACUUACUGGAACAAAUUCCACACAUUGCGGCACAAGCCAUGGAAUGCUCAACUAGAGUAAGUGCGCUGCAGGAUGUUGUUAGUGAAUACCUCAUACCGUUGGUGGUCCGAAACUUAGGAUCUACCGACACUGCUGUCGAUAGGGCAGCCCAUGCCACACUCAUUCGUUUAAUCGAAGAAGAUUAUAUAACGAAACAGCAAGCCGAGAUACGAGUAUGCCCUUCUAUCUUGGCACUCUCUAAAGUGGAGUCCAUAGCCGAUAUUAAUACAGGAGCUGUCACGCUGAUGAGCAAACUGGCGCCGUUAUUAGGACGCGACGUCACCGAAAGGGUAUUUCUGAAAAGGUUCUCGGAAUUGUGCGCCAGUCACAUGUUCUACAUAAGGAAAGUCUGCGCCGCACGUUUCGGGGAGUUCUGUACGGUGGUGGGGAAGGACGCUUUCGAGAAAAUACUGUUGCCCUGUUACAUCACCCUCUGCGAGGACGACAUCUGGGGCGUACGGAAGGCUUGCGCCGAGGUCAUCAUGUACGUGUCCUGCGCCUGUCCGCCAGCGGCGAGGAAGCAGAUGCUGGCCCCUGUUUUCGCCAAGCUCCUGCAAGACGACUGUCGCUGGGUCAGGAUGUCGGCCUUCCAGACCCUGGGCCCCUUUAUAUCUACCUUUGCCGAUCCCUCCAUAACGAACGUCGGAUAUAACAAAGGCGGGGACUUGAUAUUAGUCAGCGGGGACGGCAGCGAAUUACACAUGAACUCUUCGAUCAUGAACAAGUGGAAGAUGGAUAGGACCUGCGACGUAGACCUGAAAUCUCUGAUGGGUUUCAGUUGCGGCGAGAAGGAGAAGGCGGAAACGUUUACGGUUCCGAAGGAGAAGAUCGGCGUCUCGGAGGACCCGGUUGCCGAGGACGCCGUCCCUCCGAGCAAGGACGAUAAAGACACGAUAGUCAACGAAUUGGACGAGUUCCUGAAGGAGGUCGUGGAGACCGUCAAGAAUACCGUCCUCAGCUGCAGGACGGUGGAGGUGGAGCAGGGCGUCAUAGGAGAAUGGAAGAGUAAGGGCAGGAGGACGGAGGGAGCGAGCGGCGCGCAUGUGAUAAACGACAAACCCCAAUGUGAUAACCUAGCUGAAAUAAUUAAUAGUGAAUUGAAAGAUGGAUUGAGCGAUGUUAGCUUAGACGGAAGCGAGAAACGUAGCGGGGAUAGUGAUAUUAGCGAACCUUUAUCGAAUCGUAUAGACGGGAACGGUACGAGUAGCGUCGAAAUUAGAGAGCCCGUCGAGGAUGGCGAUGGCAAAAAGGUAAAUUUCGUUCGUAGUGAGAAUGAUGCUAGAGAAGAUGAUGAUUUGCGUUUAUUUAAUUCGUAUAAUUAUUGGUACACGAGUCCCGAUAUGCCCUUAGACCCCAGUAUUAUUGCAGGCGACCGGUCACCCAUGUCGGAUAAUUGUUUUGGCGAUGUGGGGUCGCACCUGGAAGACUUAUACUUUACUAUCAAUCUCAGUGAUUCCCUCGAAGACACAAAGACGUUCAAUGACGACUCUACCAUGUCACUCGAAGAUUUCAGCAACACUUGUAGCAGUACAAAAAUAGAUGUAGUCGUCCGCAGAGAGCCGGAUCAGGACAUCGUGCCCCAGCUCCUGAUCGACCAUUUCAUAUCGAUGACCGACCCCAAUCAGGCCAUAAACAUCGACAAUGAAGUGACAUACCACUGCGCUUUCUCCUUGCCGGCCGUCGCCCUAACCUUGGGAAGCAACAAUUGGCACCUGCUGAAGAACACCGUCGACUGCUUGGCUGGCGACAUGCAGUAUAAAGUCAGGAGGACGGUCGCCAGUUCCCUUCACGAGCUCGCCUUGAUCCUGGGCCCGGAAAUAGCGACGAACAACCUGACGCCGCUCUUUGACGGCUUCAUAAAGGACCUGGACGAGGUCAGGAUAGGCGUGCUGAGACACCUGGCCCACUUCCUGAGACUGAUCAGUCCGGCAAAGAGGAACGUGUACCUCCCGAGGCUGGCCGAGUUCCUUCAGACCGACAACGAGUCCAACUGGCGGUUCAGGCAGGAGCUGGCGAAGCAGCUGCUGUUAGCCGUGACGCUGUUCAAGCCCGCCGACACUGCCAAGCACAUCGGGGUCAUCGCCAGGGAUCUGCUGUGCGACAAGGUGGCGGCCGUGCGGCAGGUGGCUUUGUCGUUGAUAACCGAAAUCAUCAAGUACACUUCGACGGAACACGCGUUGAUGACGAAUCUUUUAGUUACGUUGGCCGAACGUUUCGCUCAUUCCAAACAAUGGAAGAGGAGGCAGACUUUCGCUCUGUUGUGCUCGGAACUCCUCAAGGAGCAGGCGCUGCCGCCCGAACAGUUCGCUUCCGAUUUGCUGCCUCACCUCAACGACCUGAGCUGGGACCCGGUCGCCAACGUGAGGCUGGUGGUGGCGAGGUGUCUGGCCAAACAGAUCAUCACCAACGACUACUUCUCCGAUCCGCGGAACGAACAGUACGAAGGGUUGGAGAAGGUGCUCAGGAGAUUGCAAGCGGACAAAGACAGAGACGUGCGGCAGUCUGCCGAAGUGGAUUAGUCUACCCCCGCCCCGACUAUUGGAAACUUGUUUGUUUAUAUUCCUGUUCACAUUACCAGGCUCGGCCGCGUUUCGUUCAAAGACGUGGCAGUGAUGGAACCGUUACUUAACGCGCGAAGUAGUUGUAAGUCUCAAAGUUAUCGCGUCGCGCUGACAAUUACUUUUUUUUCCGAUAUUAUAUUUUUUUAGAAAGUUAUAAAAUCUACUGCUUUAUUUUUGAGAAAUGCGGCUGGGUUACCAAAUACUGUUAUGAUUCCUAAAUUUUAUUCCUCUUUUAUUGAUUUUAUUGAAAUUGUUUUAGCAGUUUUUGUUUUUUUUUCUUUUUGAAGUGGCUUGAAAGAUUUUGUGAAAUUUGUUGUAAUUUUUAUUGUACCGUUUAAGUUGUAAUAUAUGUAUUAAAGUUUAAAAUGAAUUAAAAUAUUUGUGCAA
Molecule: messenger RNA, 3471 nt
Organism: Anoplophora glabripennis (Asian longhorned beetle)
Lineage: Eukaryota; Metazoa; Arthropoda; Insecta; Coleoptera; Cerambycidae
Product: serine/threonine-protein phosphatase 4 regulatory subunit 1
Exons: 12
Coding region: 205-3042 (945 amino acids)
Biological process (GO): protein dephosphorylation
Molecular function (GO): protein phosphatase regulator activity
Source: RefSeq, a predicted model, not a curated record